AUGUGUCACGGCACCAACAAAUACACCAUCUGCCCCUGUAUUAACCGGGAGUGUCCGCAGCGUCAGGGUUGCGAACUCAGCAACGAUGUUCUCCGAUCCGAUGAAAUAGGUCACGUCACUGACGUGAAGUCUCAGGCGCAAUGGGAAGACAUAGAACGUUGCGGAAGAUGGUGGCUGGAGCAACCAGCCGAGAUUUCCACUAACCCAAGAGUAUCCCCCGAAGGUCGCUGCCCUGACUUUGAAGAAACCCAGGUCAAGCGCAUGGGAUACAUGUGCCACCAGUGCCAACAAGAACAGCAAGUUCAAUGUGGACAUGCUCGUUACGAUGACCCUCGAGUUGCAAUUCCAUAUGCACUGUAUCCAGCUGACAGGAGACCACAGCCUGGAUACCGCCAGCCUGAGCCUCAAGUACCUGUCAACCUUCCCGAUGCUGCCCCUCAACGGUUCCCUCAGCCAGAAAGUUAUGAUCGGCAAAUCAGAAGAAAAUACCCUCUACGUACUUUCGGAGCUCCUUCUCUUUUCUCUAUUCAACCCCAGAAGGAGUGGGCCGGUCUCUCCAUUUUUGACUUUUCAGCUCCUCGACUUGGAAGUGGACAGUCUUAUGAAGAUGAGAAGACCGAGUUCUACCAUACACUUCCGAUGGCGCUGUGCGAAGACAUGGACAUCGACCCAGUGAUCUACGAGAUUCCGGACUCGCACGGGUCCAUUAACCAACACCCAUUCCCGCCGCCCAAUGCCCGAGCCAACCGGGGUCGGCGUCGAGACUUCGUCCAUGAUUCAACGAGUUUCGGUGCCAUUGGUGAUGGCCGUCUUCUUCCUGGUAGCUCCCCGGCUACCAAUGGUGGCCGAAACCCGUACGGUGCUAUUGGUGAUGCGUUUCCACACCCGGAUAGUUCUGCUGAUAACUCUUACAACUCUUCGAACAGCACUGGAAAUUCGUCCCGACAGUAG
Molecule: messenger RNA, 951 nt
Organism: Colletotrichum gloeosporioides
Lineage: Eukaryota; Fungi; Ascomycota; Sordariomycetes; Glomerellales; Glomerellaceae
Exons: 1
Coding region: 1-951 (316 amino acids)
Source: RefSeq, a predicted model, not a curated record